Molecule: messenger RNA, 2824 nt
Organism: Cuscuta europaea
Lineage: Eukaryota; Viridiplantae; Streptophyta; Magnoliopsida; Solanales; Convolvulaceae
Source: the annotation of a GenBank genome assembly
GGCCAUUCCCUGAUCACCCAUAUCAAUUCCUUCUAUCUGCUAUCAAACGCGUUUCCAAACUUAAAACAUAGUUCCGAUUGAAAAUAAGGCCGGCUAUCAAACAGAAAUCAAACCUUUCUUACAUCCUCGGCUCUUCGCUCUUCAACCCUACGGCCUACGCACAGCAGUCAUCGUCCCAGGCUUCAGCAGCGGUCGCCAGCUUCUCCAGAGGUCGUCCCCUGCAGCGGUCAUCGUUCCUUCGUUCGCCGGCUUCUCAAGAGCACAGGUCAUCGUUUCAGGAAGACACCCCCCCAAUUCUUGACUGAAGAGCAGUUUGACAGUAAAAUGCCUUAUGAACCAUCAAUGUCUGCUGAGAAAAGAGGAGCCUCUCCUGAGGCAUUGGCUGAAGAGGUACCAAAUCCGAAGAGAAUAGAACCAUCUGUAUUUGCUGCUGCAGGAGUGCCUAUCUCUGCUUCUUUUACUCAGCUUGUCAACGAAGGCAACCCCCCCCGAUUCUCGACUGAAGAGCAGCGUGAUAGUAAAAUGCCUUAUGAAGCAUCAAUGUCUGCUGAGAAAAGAGGAGCCUCUCCUGAGACAUUAGCUGAAGAGGUACCAAAUCCGAAGAUAAUAGAACCAUCUGUAUUUGCUGCUUCAGGAGUGCCUCUCUAUGCUUCUUUUACUCAGCUUGUCAAUGAUCCAUCCAUCAAUAAUCUGGCUCAAGAACUAGCAGUAGAUCCGCAUCUUAUUCAGAUGGUAAAAGUUCUCCUGGAACCCCUCCAAAACGAUGGAAAUGAACACGUUAUCUGCAAUCUUGAUGCCUGGAAACAAUUCGCAUCAUUGCAAAUUUGGCAAAAUCAAAAGCACUGUAGAGCAUUGAAUCAGUGUUUGCUACCAUGCCCACUUGAGACCGAUCCGAAGCAAGUUCAAGUGGCUCAACAAAUUGAAGAACAAAUGUCUUGUAUCAAGAAUAAUGCCUCUUUCAAACCUAUAUUAGGAGAUAGAGAGCCUGUUGCUAUGAUGAGGGCGGCAUUGAUAAUUUUGAUCACUUCUUGGAGUGGAAAAGAUGUGAUUGGGGAUCUGCCUGAACCAAUGAAUACGGAUGAGUUGUGUGACAGUGAUACUGGUUGUGAAUCUACAUCUCCUGACAGCGGCUGUGAUAGUGAAUAUACGACAUCUCUUGACAGUGGCAGUGAUAGUGAAUCUACGACAUCUCUUGACAGUUGUUCUGAGCUCUUAGUAUUCAAGUCAGAGAGUGGUGAAGCAAAUAUGAUUCCUCUACUUGUUUAUGGUCCCUCCCUCGAGUUUUUCACUGAUAAAGUAUUGAAAGAUGAGGCAGCUGUUCAACUUUUAAAUGAGUUUCUUGGUACACUUUUUGUCAAUUCAGAACACACCUGUAGUAAUCCUGCAUUGGAUCAUUUUGACAAAGUAAAAAAGGUUUGGGGACACCGUGACUUUCUUAGAGUUCUUUUAAAGGAGGAGGGUGCCCCCUAUCCAAUGGAGACAUGUAAGAUUUUAGCUAGCCGCAAACUGACCGAAUUCAUUGUACCUAAGAUUAGGAGUGAUCCUUCAUUUAAAGUUAUUGUUCAAUAUACGGAACCUGCAAGUAUGAUGAGGAGUGCCUUGAGUAUUAUAAUAGGAUUCUGGGCUAAUGAAGUUGCACUUCUUCCAUUGGUUUAUACAAUGGGUGGUCGUGCUUUCGGAGUAAAAAAAGUCAUCGGAGAUGCCCUUCCUAGUUUUGUGAAGGAAGCGAAAACUCAUUCUCCUUUGGGAGAAGAGAGAUGUAAGAAUCAAAUGUGCAUGGAGUCUCCAGCUUGCUGUAUCAUUGCUGAGCUUUGUCAAGAUGAAUCCAUUAGCAAAUUGGCUGACCAACUAACAAAGGUUCCAAAAGCAGUCACCUGGGCGGAAGAAUUCCUAGCAUCUCUUAAGGAUGAUGUUCCGGUAAAGUAUGCUCACUAUUUCAAGUAUAUUGAAAGACAUAGGUGUUCAGCAAUGGCGUUUUGGUUUGAGCCUGUCAUUAUCCUGCAGCUGAUUAAGGCAUUGAAGGAGUCAGCCCCCCUAGUCAAUGUUUUUCACAAGUAUUCAAAAGGAGCACAGCUUUUACGAUGUCAGGAACGAAUGAUUCGCAUAAAUAAAGAUCCUUUGCUGGGGUCGGUUGUUGAGAGUGAUCCUGUUAAUAAGAUGAGGAAAGCCUUGAGUAUUCUAUUCGGGUACUGGAGUGAUAAGGAUGUGACUCUGUUGUUUUCAAUAUUAUUUUCUCUUAGAGGUGAAAAGGAGACAUUAGCUGAAGUUGACUUGACAGAAGAGAGUGUUCAAUGUCUUCAUUACUUGACCAAUGAUUGUGGUGAUGUCGAGGGUUUGAAGAAUGUGCUAGCUGAUAACUAUCGUGAAGAUUCGGCAGAGUAUAUUGAUCUAUUUGAAAAGAUUAGGAGUAAGGAGCAAAAUGCUAUGAAGCUUGAUAAGGAUACGGAUCUGGCCUAUAUCGUAGUCAUAUUGAAGGGGCGUGACAUACUUUAUUUCAAAAAGACUCCAUGCGGAAAUUAAUUUAAAAAAGACUCCUGCUUUGUGAUUUCACGUUGCUAAACUAAUGCCAAAUAGGACAAUGCUAAUUCUAGUUGUCUGAUGUCUAGUUGAACAAUAGGGGGCAAGUACUCUAGUAUCUAAACUCUAAAGUUUGUUUGUGUCUAUCUUUUAUUUAGUGUGUAGCACGUGCAACGUCACAUUUUUAUGGCAUCUACAGUACUAUUUUUUGCAUUUCUAUACUUUGAAAUAUAGAACACUUUGACAUUCAUGUUUGACAAUGCACGAAUUUGACUUUAAUUAUAUGUAAUUAUGUACUAUCGUAUUA